This is a messenger RNA of Staurois parvus, 295 nucleotides long. NCBI's taxonomy places the organism in Eukaryota, Metazoa, Chordata, Amphibia, Anura, Ranidae. The record is from the annotation of a GenBank genome assembly.
GAUCCGGGGAGACCGGAUAUAGUGAAUGCAGGAUCCCGCGGAGAGCGGAUAUAGUGAAUGCAGGGUCCAGGGAGAAUGGAUAUAAUGAAUGCAGGGUCCAGGGAGACCGGAUAUAGUGAAUGCAGGGUCCAGGGAGACUGGAUAUAGUGAAUGCAGGGGUCCGGGGAGAGCGGAUAUAGUGAAUGCAGGGUCCGGGGAGACCGGAUAUAGUGAAUGCUGGGUUCCGGGGAGAGCGGAUAUAGUGAAUGCGGGGUCCGGGGAGAGCGGAUAUAGUGAAUGCAGGGUCCGAGGAGAG